AUGAGUGUGUGCAGCAGGAAGGCUCUGACUCUGCUCAGCAGCGUCUUUGCAAUCAGUAGCCUGGGGCUGCUGGGAGUGGCAGUGAGCACAGAUUACUGGCUGUACCUGGAGGAGGGCGUCAUUAUGCCCUUGAACCAGAGUGCCGACAUCAAGACUUCACUGCACUCGGGCCUGUGGAGAGUCUGUUUUCUGGCUGAGUCUGUGAGUAAAUUUAUUAUAGUACCCUUGGGUAAAUUUGGUGAGGAGUCGGGUCGGUGCUUCACCAUCGAGUACAUCAUGCCUAUGAACAUCCAGGUGACGUCGGAGUCCACAGUGAACGUGCUCAAGAUGAUCAGCUCUGCGACUCCCUUCCCUGUGGUUAGCCUCUUCUUCAUGUUCAUCGGUUUUGUCCUCAACAACAUUGGACAUGUACGUCCCCACCGCACCAUCCUGGCAUUUGUCUCUGGAAUCUUCUUCAUCCUUUCAGGUCUAGCUCUGGUGGUGGGUCUGGUUCUGUACAUCUCCAGCAUAAAUGAUGAAAUGCUGAACAGAACUAAGAGCAGCGAGGCUCAUUUUUCGUACAAGUAUGGAUGGUCAUUUGCUUUCGCUGCCAUCUCUUUUCUCCUCACUGAGAGUGCAGGUGUCAUGUCCGUCUACCUGUUCAUGAAGCGCUACACAGCAGCGGAGAUCUACCAGCCUCGCCAUCCCAAUUUCUACCGCCCUCGCCUCAGCAACUGCUCCGACCACUCGGGUCAGUUCCUUCACCCGGAGGCCUGGUCACGUGGAAGGAGCCCCUCAGACAUCUCGAGUGAAGCUUCCCUCCAGAUGAGUGCCAGCUACCCUGCCCUCCUCAAAUGUCCUGACUAUGACCAGGUGUCAUCUUCGCCCUGCUGAGAGGGGAGUCACCUGAAGGUCAUUCAGAGGGUCUUAUAGGGUCAAACGACCAGACAAGCUCAGAG
Molecule: messenger RNA, 938 nt
Organism: Cololabis saira (Pacific saury)
Lineage: Eukaryota; Metazoa; Chordata; Actinopteri; Beloniformes; Belonidae
Product: voltage-dependent calcium channel gamma-5 subunit-like
Exons: 7
Coding region: 1-873 (290 amino acids)
Biological process (GO): regulation of AMPA receptor activity; neurotransmitter receptor transport, postsynaptic endosome to lysosome; calcium ion transport
Cellular component (GO): postsynaptic density membrane; AMPA glutamate receptor complex
Molecular function (GO): channel regulator activity; voltage-gated calcium channel activity
Source: RefSeq, a predicted model, not a curated record